Molecule: messenger RNA, 1041 nt
Organism: Ostrea edulis (European flat oyster)
Lineage: Eukaryota; Metazoa; Mollusca; Bivalvia; Ostreida; Ostreidae
Exons: 8
Coding region: 96-932 (278 amino acids)
Source: RefSeq, a predicted model, not a curated record
GAAAUGCCAAGCAAUGUUGAAAUGCUUGAUUACGUGAUUUGUGUAUAUAUUUCAAAGGAAUUUGUAAGCCUGUCUUACUUUCCUUAGCCUUCAGCAUGGGUAUGAUUGCGUAUCUCGGACUUCUGCUAGCAGCUUCGUUCUGCGAUGGAUUCUUGUUCGGACAUAAAACACAUCCCUGGGACGGCCUUAAAGUAACAUGGGGGUUGAAUCCAUUCAACAGCUUUAACAACAUGCCGAGGACAGAGACGGAAGCUAAAACCGCGGGCUUUACACUGAUAUCUGGAUGUGGACAGUCCCCCUUCCUUGGAAAAAGAUACAUGAAAGACAAUGACCCAGCAGUCAUUCUUAUCUAUGACGUCAACGGUUACAUCGCAGGAAUCCAGGCCGGAGUACAAACAGGACUCAGCAAUGGAUACCCUUCUUCAAAAUUGCAAAAUCAUCCAUUUGUGAAAGAUGGUGACAAGCAUUACAUAACAGCUUACUUUGUAAAUCCAGCUUCAAUAUGUACACAUGGACGCACUGCCGGUCAAUUUGGCGCUCAGGGUACAGGGACAGAUCUCUAUCUACAGAAUGGGACGGACCCAAUGGCCUCUAUCAGAAUUCCCCACCAGGAGUCCGACAUAGGAUCGACGCGAUGGGUGAAAGGUCAUUGCUUUUCCGCCAUGGGAGUUCACUAUUGGUACGACAUCUCCCUUGAUAUGUCAUGUGAUCGCCUGUACCCGGUAUUCCUCCUGUACAAUGGUGGGGUCUUAAAUGCAUUUGGAUGGGCAUUUAAAGCAGAACUUUCGUCAUCGCGAUAUGAACAUCCCAGCCAAGCAACAUUCAGCGCUUUCAUGAACCCAGUGCCAAACUGUCUUUACCAUUCUGGGAAACUGUCGACACUACACAUAUACCUGAACGGAAGUCCACAGACCAAUCUGCUUUGUGAUUGAGCGUAUCUGUGAUUAAAUAUCUUAAUGUAGAUAAUAUUGCAUCCUCCGCCAAAAAUUAGAACCACUUAGCCUUAUGUAGUAUACGAAAACAAAUAAAAUAGAAUGUGUA